Mycosarcoma maydis (corn smut) is the source of this 702-nucleotide messenger RNA. RefSeq names its product putative Ras-related protein Rab-18. NCBI's taxonomy places the organism in Eukaryota, Fungi, Basidiomycota, Ustilaginomycetes, Ustilaginales. The record is from RefSeq and is a predicted model, not a curated record. The transcript has a single exon. Gene Ontology annotation, molecular function: GTPase activity; GTP binding. Bases 1 to 702 code for a protein of 233 amino acids.
AUGUCGUCCUCCAAUGACGUCCCAACGCUCAAAAUUCUUCUCAUAGGGGCAUCGUCGGUAGGCAAGUCGUCGUUGCUCCUGCGCUUCACAGACGACGAAUUCCUCUCGCCGGAAGAGACCACUGCGACGAUCGGCGUCGACUACCGAAUCAAAGGCAUCGAAGUGGGUGGAAAACGAUUCAAAUUGUCCAUCUGGGAUACUGCGGGCCAAGAACGAUUUCGUACGCUCACAUCCAGCUACUAUCGUGGUGCUCAAGGUGUUAUUAUCACAUACGAUGUUACUCAACGAGACACGUUCGACGCUCUUCCAACGUGGUUCAACGAGCUGGAGACGUUUACCACUAGUGACGACGUGGUGAAAGUGAUUGUAGGAAACAAAGUGGACAAGGAGUUCUCAAGAGUGGUCACCACAAAGGAAGGGCAAGAGUUUGCGGAAAAGAUGGGGUGUUUGUUUGUAGAAUGUAGCGCGAAGAAAGGGGUGGGCGUGAAUGGCGCUUUCGACGAACUGGUGAAUCGGAUCAUCUCGACCCCGAGCUUGUGGCAAAAAACGGCACCAGGCGAGAGACGCCCAGGCGACAGGAUGCCAGGUGGCGCGCCAGCUGCUCAUGCAGCCGACAGCAGUCGAGGCAACAUCUCGUUGACAGAUCCCACUGGCUAUGUCGGAUACGGCUUGGGCGUUGCCAGAGAUAGCUGCAGUUGCUGA